CCAAAUUGGAAUCUAAGUGGAAUGAAACUCACGUGACUCUCCUACCUUCACAAAGUUGGGCUAUGGAGUUCAUCUAUUCACUUGAUCGGUAGACCUAAUCCGAUAUUACAUAAGAGCAACAAAGAUCACAAACUGCUGCUAAAAGUCAAGAGUUACAAAGACAAGAGAAAAGAAAUCAGAUUAAACGAUAACAGAGAGAUGCCUGAAUUCUGCGUGACUGGGGGCACCGGUUUCAUCGCAGCUUACCUUAUCAAAGCCUUACUAGAAAAGGGUUACACUGUGAGGACCACCGUGAGAAACCCAGAUGAUGUGGAGAAGGUUGGCUUUCUAAGGGAAUUGAGUGGAGCUAAAGAGAGAUUAAAGAUUUUUAAAGCGGAUUUAUUGGUGGAAGGGAACUUUGAUGAGGCAGUGGCAGGGGUUGAUGGUGUCUUUCAUACAGCAUCUCCAGUGCUAGUUCCUUAUGAUAACAACGUUCAGGCAACUCUAAUUGAUCCGUGUAUAAAAGGAACCGUGAAUGUGCUGAAUUCCUGCAUCAAAGCAAAAGUUAAACGCGUUGUGCUCACCUCAUCUUGCUCUUCCAUAAGAUACCGUUACGAUGUGCAGCAAGUAUCUCCUCUUAACGAGUCUCAUUGGACUGAUAUAGAAUACUGCAAACGCUACAACCUGUGGUACGCAUAUGCAAAGACUAUAGGGGAGAAAGAGGCAUGGAAACUUGCAAAGGAAAAUGGAAUGGAUCUAGUUGUGGUUAAUCCCUCUUUUGUUGUUGGUCCCCUGCUUGCACCACAGCCAACAAGCACAUUGUACAUGAUUCUAAGCAUCGUCAAAGGUGUGAGAGAAGAAUAUCCAAAUACAACAGUGGGCUUUGUACACAUAAAUGAUGUGAUAGCUGCUCACAUAUUGGCUAUGGAGGAUGCCAAAGCAAGUGGCAGGCUCAUUUGUUCUAGCUCAGUAGCCCAUUGGUCACAAAUCAUUCAAAUGCUUAGGGCCAGAUAUCCUUCCUAUCCAUUUGCUAAAAAGUGCAGCAGCCUGGAAGGAGACAACAAUCCACAUAGCAUGAACACCACCAAAAUUACUCAAUUGGGGUUUCCUCCAUUCAAAACCCUUGAACAGAUGUUUGAUGACUGCAUCCAAAGCUUUCAAGAAAGGGGCUUGCUAUGACAUCGUUCAUAAUAAUCUGUCGAAUUUGAUGUUCGUGUAAGAUUUCUGCUCCAAUAAUCAAAAAUAAAGAAGCAGUAGUGUAUUUAACCAAAUAGCUAUAUACUUAAAAACACUAUAAUUUAUGUGCACUUUUCUUUCUC
Arachis duranensis is the source of this 1298-nucleotide messenger RNA. RefSeq names its product tetraketide alpha-pyrone reductase 2. Lineage: Eukaryota; Viridiplantae; Streptophyta; Magnoliopsida; Fabales; Fabaceae. Gene Ontology annotation, molecular function: oxidoreductase activity, acting on the CH-OH group of donors, NAD or NADP as acceptor. The transcript has 6 exons. The record is from RefSeq and is a predicted model, not a curated record. The coding region runs from base 199 to 1158 and encodes 319 amino acids.